Sinocyclocheilus grahami is the source of this 2174-nucleotide messenger RNA. RefSeq names its product TM2 domain containing 2 (gene tm2d2). Lineage: Eukaryota; Metazoa; Chordata; Actinopteri; Cypriniformes; Cyprinidae. The coding region runs from base 257 to 952 and encodes 231 amino acids. The record is from RefSeq and is a predicted model, not a curated record. The transcript has 4 exons.
CAACGCGUCAUCACAACGCGCCGCUUAUGUUGUCAUUGUACAGACCAGUUUUAGCUUGUGUUUACUGGUAGCACAAUAAUAUGGUACAUUCUCGGCUGCAAGACGGAACAUAAGUUGCAUGUUAUGAAAUAAAACUGCCAGUAAUAUGUCGACUGACAUUAGCAGAUGCCACUGGAAAAAUUACCGCUAAUUUAGCUGCUGUCGCGUUCGUUAUCUGAAAGAUUGUUUAGCCGUUCAGCUUAACUGCUGUCCAGAAAUGAUGCCGCAGAUUUCAGUCAACUACAUUUUAUUAGGCGGACAGUUCUUGCUGCUCUUCACAGUGCUGCUAUUACAGUGUCUAGAAGGGAUUCACUCGCAAAACUCAACCGAGGCACCCGGGAACAGAGUAACGACCAGCAAAACAGUUGUGCUCAGCAAUCAUCGACCAGAAGGAAAUGUGACGAGGAGUGUUACAACGUUACCUGCUGAAAUAUCAAAUCACUCUGAGCAGUAUGAGUACAGCCCUCCAUCAUCUGUCGUCCUCUGUCGAUAUCUACCAAAGGAAUUCAUAUUUUGUCAAGAUCCAGUCGAUCACGGAGGAAAUUUCUCUGCUUUUCAGGAACUGGGCUAUGGAUGUGUAAAGUUUGGCGGUCAAGUGUACAAAGAUGUGAACCAUACCCUGGUGUUAUGUACGGCACUGGAUGGCAUAGAGUGCGCUGGACCACGGGAGUUUCUUAGAGGCAAUGAGCCAUGCAUUAAAUACACAGGACACUACUUCAUCACCACCCUACUGUACUCAUUUUUCCUGGGAUGUUUCGGCGUCGAUCGGUUCUGUCUCGGACACACUGGAACUGCGGUGGGAAAGCUGCUUACCCUGGGCGGUCUUGGCAUCUGGUGGUUUGUGGACCUCAUUCUCCUGAUAACAGGAGGCCUGACCCCCAGCGACAGCAGCAACUGGUGCACUUUCUACUGAUUUAAAGUGGCUGCAUCUGAUUCACCUUUCUCAUGCUCACAAGUUAUGAGUUACACUGUAUGCAUGUGGGCAUACAAUGGGCCUUAUUUGCCAUUAUUAUUUGUAAAAUACUGUUCUCUCUUGUUUCUUUUGCAAAGUGUUUAUGUGAAGCAGUGUUGUAAAUAAAUGUCAUCUUCAAAGAGUAGAACUCUUAAUUGAUAUGUACAUUUUUAUGUUGAUCUGAGUGUAAUCUUUAUUAAACAAACAACAUCAAGUCCUCUCGGAAAUAAGUUUGAUAUUUUCUAAAUGGACUACACUUUUCCGUCUUUGUUCUUUACUGUUGUAUAGUCUUUCUGAACAUGCUCCCAAUUACAAAAUGAUGUUUAAAAUCAAAUCAAGUUUUGGUUUUCAGGACCGGAUUGCAGUCAAACCAGCUGCAGAGAUGAUACAGAUUUUGUUUUAGACUGAAUACCUACAAAGAGCUGUCAACAGACAGAUGUUAUGAAACAGCUUGCAAUUAAAAAUACAUACAAUAAUAGACAGUAGGAAACAUGCAUCCCUAGGCAGAAUUCCCAUGGUUUUUAUCACACACCAUUCAAAAAGCAAUUUGUUGAAAACUGUAAAAAUGGUCUCGUUCAUGUUCCGUGGCUUGCCUGAGUUAUGGAAGUUAUUUAUUUACUGAUGAACUGUUGAAAAAAAAUAGCCACUUUGGGAUAUGUUGCAACUCAUCCAAGUGUAUUACUUUAAAACAACAUGUGCUUGUAAUUCAAUAUUUUUUUUUAUUGAUGUGACAUGUAGUGGGCAGUCAUUUUUACUGCAGCGCCCAGGGAGCAGUUGGUUUGGUGCCUUACUCGAGGUUCUCACCUCAGUCGUGGUAUUGAAGAUGGAAGAGAGCGCUGUACAUUCACUCUGCCAACCUACAAUCCAAGACUCGAACCCAUGACCAAGUUACAAGGUUACAAGUCUGACUCUAACCAUUAGGCCACGACUCCCCCCUUUUGGCUUUGUUAAAAUAAUAUGGGUACAAAGACUUGUUUGACUGGUGCAUGGCAAUGAAAAGGAUUCUAUAAAGUAAGUGCAUGAGGUGUGUGUAUGUUGACCAUGUGAUGGAUUGCAGCCUGACAGAUAAUUGGCUUCAAUGUUUGCAUGCACUACAAUUCUCUAACUCAAAACACAAUGCUUGUUUCUUGAGCAGCAAAUCAGCAUAUUAGAAUGAUUUCUAAAGGAUCACGUGAUACUAAAG